AUGGUUCCCAUCGUCCUGGAGGUGACCUGCAGCUUUGUCACCUGGCUGUGUCUCUACAGCUGCUUCUGCCGCUGGAACAGGCAGCGCUCCUACAAGUGGAGCUGUCGCCUGGUCACCCUCCUGCACGGGCUCCUUGUCACCUGCCUGUCUGGCUAUGUCAUGUUCCUGGAUGGCCCCUGGCCCCUGACCCACGCAGGUUCACCAAACACCCCUCUCCAGAUCCACGUGCUGUCCCUGACCUUGGGCUACUUCAUCUUUGACCUGGGCUGGUGCCUGUACUUCCAGACAGAGGGGGACCUGAUGCUGCUCCACCACACCCUGAGCAUCUGUGGCUUGAUCCUGGUGCUGGGGCUGGGCAAAUCGGCCACGGAAGUGAACGCCGUGGUGUUUGUCAGUGAAAUCACCAACCCCCUGCUCCAGACCCGCUGGUUCCUGAGGGAAAUGGGCUCUUACCACACUUCCCUGGGAAAAGUGGUGGAUUUCCUCUUCGUGCUGCUCUUCCUGGUGCUGCGGAUCGGGGCAGGAGCGUGGAUCAUGUACGGGAUGGUGACAUCCCCCAAACCCAACUGGCUCCUCAAGGCUGGGGGCCUGGCCAUGUACGUGGUGUCCUUGGGGUUCUUGGUUGAAAUCUGUCGCUUUGUAAGGAGGAAAAUGUGGAAAAAAAGCCCUGCCCUGGACUCGCAGUCUUUGCAGGAGUGAACCUGGGGAAACUUCUUGGCUGCUCGUUAAUGGGUCGUAGAGGACAAUGCCCUGGGUUUGGGGCCUGGCUGCUGGAGCUUGUUCCUGUGAAAAGAAUUCCUAAAAUGACACGGAAUUGAUUUUUCUGCUGCCCCUGGAGGAGAUGGAUCGGCGCUAGGAGCAUGGAAAAGCUGAGAGAAGAGGGAUUUGAGUGGAAACCUGAGGAGC
Molecule: messenger RNA, 906 nt
Organism: Sturnus vulgaris (Common starling)
Lineage: Eukaryota; Metazoa; Chordata; Aves; Passeriformes; Sturnidae
Product: TLC domain-containing protein 5-like
Cellular component (GO): membrane
Source: RefSeq, a predicted model, not a curated record